Messenger RNA from Hevea brasiliensis (rubber tree), 3777 nucleotides. RefSeq names its product RNA-dependent RNA polymerase 1. NCBI's taxonomy places the organism in Eukaryota, Viridiplantae, Streptophyta, Magnoliopsida, Malpighiales, Euphorbiaceae. Gene Ontology annotation, molecular function: nucleic acid binding; RNA-directed RNA polymerase activity. Gene Ontology annotation, cellular component: nuclear RNA-directed RNA polymerase complex. Gene Ontology annotation, biological process: siRNA processing. The coding region runs from base 118 to 3576 and encodes 1152 amino acids. The record is from RefSeq and is a predicted model, not a curated record. The transcript has 5 exons.
CCAAGAGAAAUUUCACUACAAUUAAAAGGCAACAUCCUUCUCUAAUCUCUUCUUUGCUCUUGCGUGCGUGGAUCUUCUCUAAUUUCUUCUUUUGCUCGUGUGUGUGGAUUUAUAUCGAUGGCACUCGUAGAGCUUUUGCUUUGCGUCAUUGGAGGAUUGGUUGCUCAUCAACUCUGCAAAUAUCUGCCAAAAUUGAUUGAACGCAGAGUGGUCAAGACAAUCUGUCUCUAUGGAUUUCCUUCUGUUGAGAAUCCAGAAGACAUAAAAGAAUUUCUGGAGGAACAUACAGGAGAAGGAACCGUUUAUGCUGUGGAGGUUGCACUGCCCAAAAGUUCAGGUUCAAGAACAUAUGCUAAAGUUCAAUUCACUGACAAAAAGGCUGCCGAAACCAUCAAAUCAUUAGCUAAUGAUUACCUGUGGUAUGGGAAUUCUUAUCUGAAAGCUCGGGAUGCCGACCAUGAUAUUGUUCCAAUGCCAAGGGACUUUGAGCAAUGUAUAGAUAACGUUACAUUGAACUUUGGAUGCCAGAUUUCCAAGGAAACAUUCUCUCUUCUGUGGAAAAAGGAAAAUGUUUCAGUUAAAUUUGGGUUUAGACUCAGAAAAUUCUACUUCUUUUUCUCCUUUCUUUCCACUGAUUACAAGCUUGAGCUUUCCUACGAGAAUAUUUGGCAUGUUGAUCUACAUCGUCCUCGUGGUGGAACCAAAAACUUUCUUCUCAUUCAGUUAUAUGGUGCUCCCAAGAUUUAUGAGAAAGACACACCUGCUCUGAGCUAUUUUAAGGAAGCUACUGAUGACAAGUGGGUGCGGGAAGUUGAUUUUACUCCAUCCUGCUGCAUUGGGCAGUCCUCUGCUUUGUGCUUGGAGCUUCCACGAAGGGGUCAACUUCCAAAUUUUCGGGAAAAUUUUGUAUACUACAAAGAAAAUGAAAGGCAAUUCAAUCUGGUGACAGGUUCAGCUUUCUCUUGCAACUCAGAUCUUGUCCCGAUUGUAAGUUCACCCCACGGAUUCCACUUGCCAUAUGAAAUCUUGUUUAAAGUUAAUUCUUUAGCCCAGCAUGGCUGUCUUCCUGGGCCUGCACUUGAUGUGAAUUUCUUUCGGUUGGUUGAUCCAGACCGAGUAGACAUUGCAUACAUAGAACAUGCCCUUGAGAAACUGCGCCAUUUGAAUGAGCGCUGCUAUGAUCCUGUAAGGUGGCUCCGUAAGCAGUACACAAAAUACCAUACUUCUGGCAGGCUUCCAGAACCACCUGUUGUUGCUUUAGAUGAUGGGUUGGUAUACGUACACAGGGUUCAAAUAACCCCUGCUAAAGUAUAUUUCUGCGGUCCAGAAGUGAUCCUCUCCAAUCGUGUUUUGCGCAAUUAUCCUGACGAUAUCAAAAAUUUUCUUCGCGUUUCAUUUGUUGAUGAGGAUCUAGGUAGACUUUAUUCAAAAAAUUUAUCUCCUAGAACAUCUUCUGUCAAGGAGGAAAGGCGAACCAGAGUUUAUGCAAGGAUACUGUCAACACUGAGAAAUGGUAUAAUCAUUGGAGAUAAGAAGUUCGAGUUUCUUGGCUUUUCACCGAGUCAAUUACGAGAACAUUCUAUGUGGAUGUUUGCUUCUAGGCCGGGGCUUACUGCAGAGGACAUCAGAAAGUGGAUGGGAGAUUUUCGUGAAAUAAAGAAUGUGGCUAAGUAUGCUGCUAGGCUUGGCCAAUCUUUCAGUUCAUCAAGGGAAACAUUCAAUGUUUAUAGGCAUGAAAUUGAAAUUAUUCCUGAUAUAGAAGUUAACAGUGAUGGAGUCAGCUAUGUAUUCUCUGAUGGAAUUGGAAAAAUUUCUUCAGAAUUGGCUCAUAGCAUAGCCCAAAAACUUGGCUUCAGAAACUAUACUCCAUCAGCUUUUCAGAUUAGAUAUGGUGGCUAUAAGGGUGUUGUAGCCGUUGAUCCAACUUCACCAAAGAAGUUGUCACUGAGAAAGAGUAUGUCCAAGUACAAAUCCAACAACACUAGCCUAGAUGUUCUAGGAUGGAGCAAGUAUCAAGCUUGUUUCCUUAAUCGUGAAGUGAUCACUCUUUUGUCUACUCUUGGGGUCAAGGAUCGUGUUUUCGAGAAGAAGCAAAAAGAGGCUGUAGCUCAACUUGAUGCUAUUUUGACAGAUCCAUUAAAGGCACAGGGUACACUUGAGAUGAUGGCCCCGGAAGAGAACACCAACAUUCUCAAGGAAAUGUUCUUGUGUGGUUACAAACCAAGCACAGAGCCAUUUCUUUCAAUGAUGCUGCAGACAUUCCGUGCUGCAAAAUUGUUUGAUUUGAGGACCAAAACAAGGAUAUUUCUUCCGAAAGGCAGAGUAAUGAUGGGAUGUCUGGACGAAACUGGGACGCUGAAAUAUGGUCAAGUAUUUGUGCAGUACUCUUGUGCAGGGAAUAGGCAGUUCUUCAGCUGCAAUGAAACAGAUCAACACAGUCUGAUCUUCCAGGGGAAGGUCAUUGUCGCAAAAAAUCCAUGUCUACAUCCUGGAGAUGUUCGUGUCUUGAAGGCUGUGGAUGUGCCUGCUUUACACCACAUGGUGGACUGCAUUGUUUUUCCACAGAAAGGAAAGAGACCUCAUACAAAUGAAUGCUCGGGAAGUGAUCUUGACGGAGAUGUCUACUUUGUUUGUUGGGACCCUGAUCUUAUUCCUCGUUGGUCGUACCCACCCAUGGAUUAUACAGCAGCCAAAAGUGUGAUUCAGGAUCAUGAUGUUACAAUUGAGGAAGUCCAGAAGUACUUCGCUGAAUACAUACUUAAUGACAGCUUAGGAAUCAUUUGCCAUGCCCACAUUGUCUUUGCUGAUAAGGAGCCUUCCAAGGCAAGGAGUAAAGAAUGUAUUGACCUAGCUAAGCUUUCCUCGAUUGCAGUUGAUUUCCCCAAGACUGGUGUGCCAGCCAAAAUUCCGCCACAUCUUCGCGUGAAGGAGUAUCCAGACUUCAUGGAAAAGCCUGAUAAACCAGAAUAUGAAUCGCAGCGCGUCAUUGGGAAGCUUUUUCGAGCUGUAAAGGACAUCGCACCUAACAUUAGCCCUACAAGAUCCUUCACCAGGGAAGUGGCAAGGCAGUGUUAUGAUCCUGAUAUGGAAGUAGAAGGGCAUAUGCAUUAUAUAGAUGAUGCAUUCUACUACAAAAGUCAAUAUGACAACAAAUUGGGGAAUAUGAUGGAUUAUUAUGGGAUAAAAACAGAGGCUGAAAUAAUCAGUGGAUGGAUCAUAAAAACAUGGAAAUCAUUCGACAAGAAAAGGGAUUUCGAUGCGAUUAUGUUUUCUGUAAGGUCAUUGAGGAAUCAAGCAAGAGCCUGGUUCAAUGAGACAGAAAGUGAUGAUUUAUAUGCGAAAGCAUCAGCUUGGUACUAUGUGACAUACCAUCCAAGUUACUGGGGCAGGUAUAAUAAAGAGUUGAAUAGAGAUCAUUUCCUGAGUUUCCCUUGGUGUGUCCACGACAAGCUUAUUGAGAUUAAGAAAAGCAAAGCGAGUGAUGGUCGUAACAGUAUUUCUUCAAGUUUGUCAUCAUUGGCAAACCAGUUCAGUAACUCGGUGUCACUGAAUUGGUACUCAGAGAUUGAGGACUAGAUGGGAUCUUUAGAUCCUUUCUAUCCAUCUGCUCUAAGCAUAGAAUUAGAAUCACCUAAGAAUGUGAUGUUUUUUUAAUUGUUGUAAGAUGAAACUUGUUAUUAGUUUCAAAGUGUGUGCUUUUUAAUUAUUGUAGGGCUUGAAAAGGAUGUGAUUGGUAUUGGAAACUGAGUUCUUUGUUUAUCAAUUAUUUGUUUUAUA